This is a messenger RNA of Linum trigynum, 726 nucleotides long. The record is from the annotation of a GenBank genome assembly. Lineage: Eukaryota; Viridiplantae; Streptophyta; Magnoliopsida; Malpighiales; Linaceae.
AUGGAGGCCAGAGAAGAAGCUAUCAAAGAUACUGCUACGAGUAAGGAACGACAGACAACCAUGGAGCUAGAAAAUCAGUUGAAUCAGAUAACUCUGGAGGAUGAAGAUGAUGAACCAUUGGAGGUAGAGGACUCGGAUGUUGAUGUGUUGCUCAUGGAAGCGGUGCGUAGAUUGGGACUGAUCGGGCGACUGUUAGCCGAAAAAGAACCCAACAUGAAGUCAAUGAAAAUUGCAUUGUCAAAAGCUUGGAAGCUGAAAAAGGGGUUCCAGAUCACGGAACUCGGGGACAUGCUGUUUGCCUUUCAAUUUCUGGACAUGGAUGAUAGGAACAAGGUAUGUUAUGAGGAUCCUUGGCAUUAUGAGAAUUCACUUAUAGUGUUUAAGGCAAGCACAACGAUUCAAAAGCCUAAACCAGAAGAUCUACAUAUGAUCAAUUUGUGGAUAAGGGUCGAGGGUUUACCAGCUGAGAUGAGGACCCAGAAGAUGGCCGAGAAAAUUGCCUCGCGAUUUGAGGGGCUUGACUGGUUCGAUAAUGGUGCGGGAACGAUGUGGGAUGAUUACAUGCGCUUGAGAGUGUACAUGUCGAUCAACAACCCACUGAAAAAGAAAAUCAAAUUAAAUAACUCGGGUCAGUUGGUUGAAUAUCCAAUUAAGUAUGAAAAGCUACCUAUGUUCUGCUACUCUUGUGGGAGAAUUGGGCACCCUAAACUGAGGUGCAAAGUUUAA